Molecule: messenger RNA, 3400 nt
Organism: Cyprinus carpio (common carp)
Lineage: Eukaryota; Metazoa; Chordata; Actinopteri; Cypriniformes; Cyprinidae
Product: erlin-1
Biological process (GO): SREBP signaling pathway
Cellular component (GO): endoplasmic reticulum membrane; endoplasmic reticulum
Molecular function (GO): cholesterol binding; ubiquitin protein ligase binding
Source: RefSeq, a predicted model, not a curated record
UUUUGAAAGGGAAAUCCUUAUCAGUAUGUCGGAUUAACAAAGCGUUUCAGUGGGAACCUUCAAAUUUACAAUGUUGGGCACGGCGUCGUGAGUAAUUAAGUAAUGUCCUGCAAAAGCGAAAGGACAUCAUUGCCCAUUAACUAAUCGAGUGAUCGGUAAAUACCUUUCGUGUGAGUGCUGGCUGAAGGAAAAUGGCACAUGUUGGGGCAGUGGUUGCAGCGAUGGCCGGUGUGAUGGCCAUUCUGCUUCAUUCUUCCAUUCACAAGAUCGAGGAAGGACAUUUAGCUGUGUAUUACAGAGGAGGAGCUUUGUUGACGGCUCCUAAUGGCCCGGGUUACCAUAUAAUGCUGCCUUUUAUCACCUCAUAUAGAUCAGUGCAGACAACCCUGCAAACAGAUGAAAUAAAAAAUGUGCCUUGUGGAACCAGUGGGGGUGUCAUGAUCUAUUUUGACAGAAUUGAAGUGGUCAACAUGCUGGUUCCAUCAGCAGUGGUGGACAUAGUGAAGAACUACACUGCAGAUUAUGACAAGACUCUAAUUUUCAACAAAAUUCAUCACGAGUUAAACCAGUUCUGCAGUGUGCACACACUACAGGAAGUCUACAUAGAACUGUUCGAUAUAAUUGAUGAGAACUUAAAGACUGCGCUGCAGAAGGACUUGAAUGUUAUGGCUCCCGGUCUCACAAUUCAGGCUGUGCGAGUCACCAAACCUAAAAUUCCUGAGUCAAUCAGAAGAAACUAUGAGCUAAUGGAAGCAGAGAAGACCAGGCUGCUCAUCACCGUUCAGACACAGAAAGUGGUGGAGAAAGAGGCUGAAACUGAGAGAAAGAAGGCUAUCAUUGAGGCUCAGAAAGUGGCUCAGGUGGCGGAGAUUCACUUCCAACAAAAAGUGAUGGAGAAGGAAACUGAGAAAAAGAUCUCAGAAAUUGAAGAUGCUGCUUUCCUGGCAAGAGAGAAGGCAAGAGCAGAUGCAGAAUAUUACACUGCUGCGAAAUUUGCAGAAGCCAACAGGCUGAAGCUGACACCAGAGUAUCUGGAGCUGAUGAAAUACCAGGCCAUUGCCGCAAACAGCAAGAUCUACUUUGGUCAAGACAUCCCAAACAUGUUUGUAGAGAACAGUGCCUCCCAUCCGACCGCAGGCCGGGGUGAGGCAGACUCGGUGGAGCAGCUGGAGGCCUUGAAUAUGAAAGAGAGUCUUAAGAAAGCAUCCAAGCCCAAAGCCACAGAACGCCACUGAGGGGCCUUGAGAGCUGUCCACCCCCUCUUCCUCUGCUCUCUCUCUCUCUCUCUCUCUCUUUCUUUGUGGGGCAUGGGUGCUUGUGAGGCAUGCUGACAUGGAUACUUUUCUCUCUUCUGCAGUGAGGUUGGGUGCUUGGCUAACUGUGGCGUGAGUCAGUCAGCUGAGGAGACUGACACACAGAGCCUGUGGUUUUCUAGCAGUCAUUUGUGGAUUAAAAAUGUCCAGGAACUGUGCUACUGAGUAUUGCCAGGUUAAAUUGGUGCGAUCCAAACCUGAAUCCCCUCCCUGAAUAACAUCAGCAUGCAUUUUCCCCUUUUUUACUUUCAACUUGUGCUUAUCUUUUACAAAUCCAUGCUAAUUAUUUGUUAGAUGCAGAUGCAUCUAUGUGAAGUAUGUGAACAUACCUUUAUGUGUUGUCUUUUACAUAACUGGAAUUAUAAGGCAUCACACUAAUUGAGAUCAAAGGCAGUGGCCUAUGCAGCUGCAAUCUGAUAAACUCAUUUUGUAGCCAAAAUUUGUCAUCUACUUUUCCUUCAUAUGUUGUUGAAGGGAUACUUCAGAGUUUAAAUUCUGUCAUUAUUUAUUCGCCCUCAUGUCAUUCCAAAUCUAUAUGAUUAUCUUUCUUCUGUGGAAUAUUUAAAAAAAUAUAUUCUUUUGUUCAUACAAUAAGUCAAUGGGAUGCAAUGUUGUACCUUGCUUGGAUCCCAUUAACUUUUAAUAUACGGACAAAAACAAUAUAUCUUUAGAAUAUCUUGUUUUGUGUUCUACCGAGGAAAUAAAGUCAUGCAGGUUUGGAAUGUCAUGAGGGUAACUGAGUUACUGAUGACAGAAUUUUCAUUUUUUAGGUAAACCAUUCCUGUAGUCAUCAUCAUUUCCAUCAUGACUAACUUCAUUAUCACUAAAAUCUUAAUUUAGCCCGGCCACAACUGCAGAGAUCAGUGUCUUUUACAUGUGUAUGUAAGAAUCUGUUUUAAAAUAAUCCCUGCUUGUUUCUCACUGAUCUUUAUGAUUGAGAAUUUUUCAAUGAUAUUGACACCUGAAUACUUUGGUGUGAAUUUAAUUUCGUGUAAUGUCAGAAAUAGUGGGUUUGGUAUAGUCUUGUGUAGUGUGUUAGUUUGUUGGUGCCCUGUGCGCUGUUUUUGAGUUGUUGGUUCUUAGAAGGUGUAACACUUAACAUGGAAAUGUCGCUUUCAGAAAGUUUUGAAAGACGUUAAAGUUUUGAUCCGGGACUCCAGCCUUUGAAAAGCUAUGAGAUGGACAGCUAAUGAAUUCUAUAUGGUUCAGUCUUUUCCUUCAUAACUGAAAAUGCCUUUAAGCUUGCUUGUUUUGUCAUUACUGGAAGGAGUUUGUUUAGAAGGGAAUUCAGUUACAAUAAGGGCUGCUGUAUCAUUAGGCACUAUUAUUUUUUUAGCAUUGAUGGGUGAAUGCAUUAAUGAUCAGACGUUCUAACAAUAUAUUAUUGCAUGCUGGGAGCCAGAUGAUGUUUUCCUGAAGCUUCAGAAACUUCAUCAGAAUGUCGCCAGCAGGGGAAGCCAGUGAUCUUUAAGAAUCUAAAGACUGGGCAACAAAGACCUACAUGACUCAAAAAUGUAGUAAAAAGUGUCCAAGUCUGCCUAAGUUGCUUUCAUAUGCCAAUAAUAACAAUUAAUUGACAAUAAAUCAAAUCAUCCAAACAAGGCUUUGAAUAGUGUCUACUGGUACCAUCUCUCAGGAAAAGAGACCCGUGUGUUAACUUGAAUGGCCUAGAGUUUUUUCAUACCCUAUAUUUAACAGAUAUAAGAUGUAAGGUCAUGUCUGUGUAAAUCUGUCACACAGCACAUAGGUUUACAUCUACAUAUUUUCCAUCAAAGAGACAAGCGUUCAAUUACUAGUUAGUCUGAAUGUUCCCACUAUAACCAGUGGCUUCUCUCACCCCAAAAUUGACAUUAUUGUUUUCCUUCAGGGUGUACGUUUAAGUGUCUCAAAAUCAAUUCUCAAAUAUUUUUCUGUUCAUAAUAUCCCUGUGCUUCUAAUGGCUGAUUAAAUUGACUCGAAUAUAACCACUCUGUGAAUGUCACUUUUUUUUUUUCUAAUCCUAAUUUUAAAACAUUUAUAUGCAAAAUUUAUAAAAUUUUGACAAUGUUCAAUUCUGUGAAAUAAAACCUAUUUUGAUACCAUAAAAA